CCUUCUUCCACUGAUCUACCGAUUGCAGCCUUGUGAAAAUUAGGGGUUUUUCUAGGAUUCAAAAUGGCAGCGCCGAGGCCAACGGGGAAUCAGGAUCUAUUCGAUGCGUAUUUCAGGAGAGCAGAUUUGGAUGGAGAUGGCCGUAUCAGUGGAGCCGAGGCUGUCGCUUUCUUCCAACGCUCCGGUUUGCAUAAGAACGUCCUUGCUCAGGUAUGGUCCCACGCAGAUGCAAAACAUGCGGGUUACCUUGGUCGAGAGGAGUUUUAUAAUGCUCUAAAGUUGGUUACUGUGGCGCAAAGUAGACGGGAAUUAACUCCUGCGAUAGUCGAAGCUGCAAUCCGUGGUCCUGCUUCUGCCAAUAUCCCUGCUCCCAACAUAAAUCUUGCUGCAACACCCUCUCCACAGCCUAGGGGAGCUGUGCCUGCUACACAAGCUCAGGGAGGGCCUCAAAUGGGUGGAACCGUAAGAACUAGUAACCAACAAGUAGGCCCGGGCCAGCAGAACCAAUUUACUGGGCCACCUCCAUCUCAACAACAGCAAAACUUUCAAAGCCAGGGUAUGCUAGCUGGAGGGACUAGUGCGCCUCGAACUGCAAACCAACCUAUGACAUCUGAUUGGCUCAGCGGCAGAAGUGUUGGGCCCUCUGGGCAAGUGAAUCCUCCAAUUCCUUCGAGUCAAAGUGGAUAUGGUUUGACAGCACCUAACUCAGUUGCCAGCAAUAUACCAAAACCGCAUAUUACACCUGCAGUAAUAAGCUCUACGACAGCCAGACCACAAGAAUCAGCGCCUGUGCAUAAGCCCCAUGAUUCAUCUGCUCCUUCAGGUACUCGUGCUCUAGAUGCUCCAUCCAAUCAAUUGGCAGCGAAGGAUCCCAAGGCACUGGCGGCAUCAGGAAACGGUUUUCCCUCUGACUCACAUUUCGGAGAUGUGUUUUCAGUUACUUCUACGCAGCCAAAAAUACAUACUGCGGGAACUACUUCGACAAUGGGCAGCUCAUCUGCUUCUGGUACACCUGGCUCUACUGUUGGAACUGGAAUUUCAGCUUCUAGUCAGUUGACCCAGCGUCAGUCGCAGCCCCAACCCCAAUACCAACCCCGACCCCAGCACCAUCCCCAACCUCAGCACCAACCCCGACCCCAGCACCAUCCCCAACCCCAGCACCAACCCCAGCACCAACCCCAACCCCAUGCCCAACCACAGCACCGCCCCCAUUCUCAUCCCCAGCACCAACCCUACCUCCAGUCCCAAGCCCCCUGGCCAAAAAUGACUCCAGCUGACGUCCAGAAAUAUACCAAGGUAUUUGUACAAGUUGACUCUGAUAGGGACGGAAAGAUCACUGGGCACCAGGCUCGGAAUCUGUUCUUAAGUUGGAAGCUCCCGCGAGAGGCUUUGAAGCAGGUAUGGGAGUUAUCUGAUCAAGACAAUGAUAGCAUGCUUUCCUUGAGAGAGUUCUGUAUUGCUGUCUAUCUGAUGGAGCGUUAUAGAGAGGGCCGACCUCUUCCCCCUGUGUUCCCAAGCACUAUAAUAUCUAGUGAGAGCAUGUUUACCUCUCCUGGUCAAUCUGUGGCACCACAUGGCAAUGCAUCCUGGGGACAUCCACAUGGUCAAGUUCAUGCGGCCUCGAGGCCACCAGCUAUUCCCAAAGGAAAGCCUCCAAGGCCGGGUCCUCUCUCUCCUAGUGAUGGAAUGGUCCAAGCCACUCAGCCAAAGCGUAAAAUGCCUGAGUUGGAAAAACAUCUGGUGGAUCAACUUAGCAAAGAGGAGCAAGAUGCGCUCAACUCAAAGUUUGAAGAAGCCACUGCUAUUGAUAAAAAGGCAUUCUCGUGUUUCUCUCUGAUUUUAGUGGACGAUCUUGAAAAGGAAAUAGCUGAUUCCAAGCAGAAAAUUGAGUUCUUCCAUGCUAAGAUGCAGGAACUUGUUUUAUACAAGAGCAGAUGUGAUAACCGGUAUAAUGAGAUUACGGAGAGAGUCUCGGGUGAUAAACGUGAGCUUGACUCUCUAGCAAAAAAAUACGAAGAGAAAUACAAGAAGUCUGGAAAUGUAGGAUCUAAAUUGACUAUUGAAGAGGCAACAUUCCGCGAUAUACAGGAAAAGAAAAUGGAACUGUACCAGGCCAUAGUCAAAUUUGAAGAAGGCAAGCUUGAUGAUAGUAUUGUUAAGGAGCGCACUGAACACAUCCAAUCGGGACUUGAGGAAUUGAUUAAAAAUUUGAAUGAGCGCUGCAAACAGUAUGGAGUACGUGGCAAACCCACUACUCUGGUGGAGCUUCCUUUUGGUUGGCAACCUGGAAUUCAAGAAAGUGCUGCUGAUUGGGAUGAAGAUUGGGAUAAGCUAGAGGAGGAAGGUUUUACCUUCGUCAAGGAGCUUACACUUGAUGUCCAAAAUGUUAUUGCGCCACCAAAGGAAAAAUCAUCUGCUUGGAAGAAAGAAGUUACUGUCUCUUCAAAUGAAGGUGAACACGUUUCAUCCUCAGAUGUUGAGUCUAAAACAGAGAAAAAGCCUAGCAGUGGAGAAGAGGCAUCUGAACAUUCAGACGGUAAAACAGAUAGAAACGGAUCUCUGGAUGACUCUAAUGUUAAAAAGGGUGUUCAAGCUGAUGGUUCACCUGGAACCAAAGAUACAACGAGUGAAAAUGGUCAUGAUGAUGGUGAAUCUACUGCUUCUGCUGGCAAAACUGUAAAUGAACCUAGUUAUGACUCUCACGAUGAGACCGAUUCAGUUUCAAGCUUCAACCCUGACAACGGAAAGGACAAGAAGCAUGAUACUGAUUUUGGAUUCGGGUUCGGAUUCGAUGACUUCAGCAUUAAACCUAUAAAAACGGGUUCCACCCUAUCAAAUGACUUCCUCCCUCCAAAGCUAUCUAUAUUUUCUGAUUCUGUCCCAAGCCCCCCUUCUAAUGCCAACGACGGUUUCACUGCAAAACCUUCCUUGUUUGCUGAUUCUGUCCCGAGCACUCCAGCAACAACCACUGCCUCUUACCCAGGCCAGAAAUCAUACUUCGAUGAGUCUGUUCCAAGCACUCCUGCCUACCCAGGAAACUUGUUUCCCGACCAGAAAUCAUACUUCGAUGACUCUGUUCCAAGCACUCCUGCUUAUCCUGGAAACUUAUUUCCCGAAAAGAAAUCCUUCUUCGAUGACUCUGUUCCAAGCACUCCUGCUUAUCCUGGAAACUUGUUUCCCGAAAAGAAAUCCCUCUUCGAUGACUCUGUCCCAAGCACUCCUGCUUAUAGCACGUCUGAUUUUGGUGGGAAGCCGUUUGCAUCAGAGACGCCUCGUUCAGACAACUUGUUCCCAGGAAGAAGUCCCUUCAUGUUCGACUCUGUCCCAAGCACGCCUGCUGCACACGAUGACUUCUCUUCCAACAGCUUCUCCCGGUUCGAUUCAUUCAACAACAACGACGCUUUCUCUCUAUCCCGCUCGGACUCCAUGCGCAGCACAAGCGAGCCAGACCCAUUCGCGUCCAGGUUUGAUUCUUUCAAUUAUCAAAGAUAUGAUUCCUUCAACGCACAAAGCUAUGACAACAACAACAACGCAUCAGAGACACCUAAAGCUUCGUUGACGAGGUUUGACUCAAUUGGAAGCACGAGAGACUCUGAUUACAGUAACGGGUUUGGGUUUGAUGACCAUGACCCUUUCGGUUCUACGGGACCAUUCAAGACAACGACAAGUACGGCUGAGACACCUCGGAGCUCUGAUCAUUGGAAUGCCUUCUAGCCCCCAAAGCUCAGUGUGGUACGAAUGAUCACAUAUAUAUCAAUAUAGUUUGCUUUUUUAUUUUUUUUUUGUUACAGUUCGAACGUACCCAGUUGGAAGAGUUCUGUGUAUUUGUUUGGUUUGCCCUCUGAUUACUUCCUCUUCGUUGUUAAAAGAUUUUUUUUUUGGUUUCCGAGUAGUGUUAUUUUCCUCUUUGCUCUUAUGUGUCCCUGUGGAAACAGAAGUUAAUAAUGUUAU
Eruca vesicaria subsp. sativa (arugula) is the source of this 3951-nucleotide messenger RNA. The record is from the annotation of a GenBank genome assembly. NCBI's taxonomy places the organism in Eukaryota, Viridiplantae, Streptophyta, Magnoliopsida, Brassicales, Brassicaceae.